AGCUCCCCACGGGCCACGAUCCUCGUGAGCGCUUGGGCUCAAGCUUCCACGGGUGGACGCAGGUCUGGAAGCAGGCGCGAGCGCCCUCUUGCCUCUGCAAGCCAGCCCCCCGCGCCGACACGAUGGGGUGCUGCAUGGCCUCCCGCCAGUCUUUCGACAUGGCCUCCCGCCAGUCUUUCGACCUGACGCGGUACACAGACGCCACGAGCCUCUUCGACGCUCUUGCGUUCACCGUGGAGGGCCUUCACCCAGUGCGCUUGGUCCGCAUGUCGUGGCUUCUGCAGCAGCGCGGCACGGUCCUGAAGAGGCGCCAGGAGCUGCCAGAGGAGGCGUUCGUGUCCGCCGGCGAGCUGCGGGCCAUUUGGGAAGCCAGCGGGCGAGGAGGAGUGGACAAGGUGGCGCCGAUCAUCACCAUCUCGUUCUGCUGGGACUCACCCGAGCAUCCCGACCCCAAUGGGGUGCAGCUGAGCUUGGUGAUAGACACCCUGGAGCAGGAGCGCCACAAGUACUCCAGAGGAAAGGAUAACUUUGAGGGGUUCAGCGACAUGGGCGUCUUCUGGGACUGGCCCUCGCUGCUGCAGGGCGACCCCGACAAGGCCGAUGAGGCGAAGGCCGCUGCCCUGCGGCAAGGAAAAACCCAGAAGGACGCGCAGAAGGCCGCGGACGAGGCCAAGCGUACCCCCGCCGAGAAGGCCGCGUUCAAACAUGGGCUGCAGGAGACGAUGGACCUGUGGUACGCCCACCAAACCACUAAUUACCGUCCUCCUGCUCACCCAGCACCCCCGCGAGCGAGGCAGCGAGCGCGAGUGUGGCUACGACCAGUCGGGCUGGACAACGUACGAGCGUUGCUCCGCGGAGCAGAUCAAGAAGGUCUACCGUUAUGAGGCGGAGUGGGACGCCGUUGCCGACCUUGGGGGAGGGGCGGGGGUGACGAAGGCCGGGAGGAGGUGGCCGGUGGGCCCGGACGAGUUCGACCGGCUCAUCAAGGACAGGUCCUUCACCAACGGCGCGGACCGGGAGGCGGUGAAGGCGCUCUUCCGGCGGAUGAGCCGCGCGCAGCUGGGCGGCGUGAGGAGUCUGGACUUCGACGGGAUGCCGCCCCCGACCCCCGCGCAGGUCGCGGGGCUCGCAGGCUGCCUGCGGCUGCGCGCCCGCCUGGAGAACCUGGAGCUGAACAAUUGCAACAUCGGCCCCCCGGGCGCGCAGGCCCUGGCGAAGGCGCUGCCCUCCAUGCCCGACCUGCAAUGGCUGAGCCUGGCCGGCAACGGCAUCGGCGACGACGGCGCGCAGGCCCUGAAAUCCGCCUUGGGCGACAGAUGCCAUGGCUUGCACCUCUGAGCCAGGGGCGAGCCGCACAGGGCGCGGGUGAGAAACGGGAGGGCGCGCGGGAAGGGGAGGACCCAAACGCGACAAGGAGGACCC
Messenger RNA from Prorocentrum cordatum, 1422 nucleotides. The record is from the annotation of a GenBank genome assembly. Lineage: Eukaryota; Dinophyceae; Prorocentrales; Prorocentraceae.